Messenger RNA from Heterobasidion irregulare TC 32-1, 1308 nucleotides. RefSeq lists its product as uncharacterized. Lineage: Eukaryota; Fungi; Basidiomycota; Agaricomycetes; Russulales; Bondarzewiaceae. The record is from RefSeq and is a predicted model, not a curated record. The coding region runs from base 1 to 1308 and encodes 435 amino acids. The transcript has 11 exons.
AUGGCCGCCAGGAAGCUCUCCAUCAGCACCUCUAAGGGCGAUCUCAGUGGGAACACAUACCUGCUAUUGACGUUCAACCCCGUCGACACAACCGAUCUGUAUAAAAGUCAAUACCCGGUGAUGUGGAAGAUACUGAAAUUCGCCGCAAACUCAACUGCCACGAGUGUCAUUGAUUAUUCUGCAAGGCUUGCCGCGGGAGUCUCGGAAGUGCUGGGCCAGAAGUCGGUGUUCACCGUCGAUGGUGAUGGCUUCGCCAGCUGGUCAGAACCUGCUCCCAAACCAGCUCCUGGAACAGGGCAAAUCAAUGCCCUCAAUGAGAGUGGACAGAGACAGGAUAUGAGCAUCGGUAUGAUCGGGCCGGGUGAGGCAUACCAGCCGGUUUUAUUGUGGAGGAACGUUGGCGACGGUUUCGCCAUGACGGCUAAAUUCACGCCUAUGGGUCGCACAGAGACCCAAAUUAUUAGGGGUGCAAUCCAGACAGGCUUGUUGGGCCAGUGGGACCUCGCGAAGCUGAGGGCCAUGCCGAAUGUGAAUACCUUCAGGCUCUAUGAGCAGGUCGGCAGCGGGAAGCUCGCGCACCCAUCUCGCUCACCCACUAAUCCCCCGUUCGGCAUAUUCGAUCUAUGGCCAAGCGAUGUUUCCGCCGACGGUCGAUCUGGAAAGGCAUCCGUACGACCAGCCUCGGAUGCUAACCCACCGACGUCAUGGAAAAUGACACGUGAUGACAUCUUCCCGCUCGCGUCUCCACAGCCCGCGCGUUUGUCUUAUAACCAGCCCGUAGCAAGUGAUGGCCUGCGAAGCUCGAACGACCUCCGUGCAUCUCCAUCCAUGUUUUCUACCAAAUCACUCAGCGGAGCCCUUCUGGUCGUCGCGGCGGUCAGCGACUGCGCACUCGCGCAGUACGGAUACCCAUACAGGAGGCGACACAGUUUAGCUUCCGGCGUCAUCGCCGCAAUCGCCAUCGUCUGCGUCGUCAUCCCACUUCUCCUUUGCGCACUCGCGGUGUGUCUUGUUAUGCGUCGCCGGCGUCGUGCAAGUCAGACAUCGUAUGGUGUUAGCGCCACAACACGGCCUCCAGGGCGCUUAGGUCGCUUCACCGCCCCGUUCCUCGGUCGGCGCGGUGCGCAACCCACACAAGGUCAGACGGUGCCGUCAAUUGGCUACGCGCAGGGUCCAGGCGCAGGUUCUGGCGCCGGAGGCUACACGCAGCCAUCGGACGCGGCGCCAGUGGAUCAAGCGUCAUGGAAAGAAGGAGCACCUCCAGGAUACGGCAACACCGUGAGCUCAGGCCCUUCACAGUCUUCGUGA